Molecule: messenger RNA, 2082 nt
Organism: Fopius arisanus
Lineage: Eukaryota; Metazoa; Arthropoda; Insecta; Hymenoptera; Braconidae
Product: paramyosin, long form
Exons: 6
Coding region: 382-1995 (537 amino acids)
Biological process (GO): non-motile cilium assembly
Cellular component (GO): ciliary transition zone
Source: RefSeq, a predicted model, not a curated record
AGACUACUUGAGGGGGGGAACGUUAUUUUCUGCUUUACGAAAUUGUGAAUACCAAUUUCAUUGCGUGUCGCGCCCUCCCGCCCUUGGGGUGCAGUACUACGAUGCCGCUGGGGUAACUCCAACCCCUAGAACUGAGCCUCUACUUCAAUCAAUCCUCUUUGUGAUAGAGGCUCACUAUAGCUGUUGACAAACUUCAGGCGUAUCCUCCACUCAAUCGUCAAUACUCCACAUAAACAAAUAUGGCCGGAACGUCAAAUUGGUUAUAAACAUAACAGAAAUUCGUCAUGAUUUUGCAUGGAUGCGAGUGGAUAAAACAUCAAUCACUCACUGAGGGGUCCUGCUCCAAUACUUGCAGCUGAUUCAGAAAAAAAGUGCCAAAUCAUGGCAGAUGAUCCGAAUAGAGAUAUUGUACCUGUUAAAGAAGGAUCUUGCAUAGAGACUUGUCGCAGUACUUGGGGAUUGAUGGCGAAUCCGCGAGAGCGACAUGCAGUCUGUAAACUUGAUCGUUAUGAAUUAGAAGAUAGAUAUUUACGUCUGCUCGACGAGGCCCAAGCCCUGAAGAAGUUAUCAAAUGCCCAAGAGGACAAGCUGAAAUGUUUAACAACACGAUUAAUGAGAAUUUCUGCAUCAUCGCGUCCAUGUAUCGCAGCAGCUCUGACCAUUGACAGCGAUAGAAUGAGAAUUGAAGAACUGGAACGCGAGAAUUCAAAGCUGAAGGACAGAAUAAUUGUAUUGAAAACUCAAAUUGUCAGUCAUAAAGGCUUGAAGAGAUCACCACCCCGAAGAUGUGUUCAUUGCAACUUGUCAAGACCCACGACAUGUCGCAGUGAAGGCGCGCGUACGAAAAUAUCCACUAGCACGAAUUAUGGAGGCGGAAAAAAUGAUUUUCAACAUCAAAAUGACGUGCGCAUUGACAAGUUGCAUCAGCAGAGGCAGGAGAUGAUAUCGAGAAUAUCAAAGUUGGAGGAUCAACUCAUGAAUUGUCAAACUGAACUUCAGAAGACGAAAGUCAAUGAGAAUAUCGAAUACAUCCGAAUGUUGAGACAGAUAAAACAGCAGGAGGAGCAGUUGGCCUCCAAGCACUCUAUAAAUACAUCUUUAGAUGAGGAAGUUCGGAUUUUGAAACAACAACUUGAUGAAAUAUCCAGUAAAAAUGGAAAAAUCUCAGCUGCUCUUCAAGCCGAAAAAAAUCGAAUGACGGAAUUCGACGAGACAUUAUCAAAAAGCAUGAGUUCUCAGUUGGCUCUGCGUGAGAAAGACGAGCAAAUAAAUGAUCUGAUGAAUGAAAUAAAAAUCCUCCAGCAGAAUAAUAAUGAAUUGAUAUCUCUCAGUACGAAAAAUAGUGAAGUCGAACUGGAGAACAUGGAGUUGAGAAAGAAAAUCUCGGAGCAGCAGGUGGAUAAUCACAAUUUGAGGAGUGCUUUUAAAAACGAGCAGACGAAUAUCACAGCUCUUCAAGCUGUCAACACCCAACUCUCGAGAAAAUUGCAUGAACUGCAGAAAGAAAUGGACACUAUGACCAUUCAAUUGAAAUCAUUUCAAAAUAAAACCGAAAAGCCAGAGAAAUCCGACGAGCGAAAACUAGUGCCAAAAUUCGAUAAAACCACCAUCACCAGUCCAAGAAAUCGUCGAGGAUCUCCCGAUGAAAGUAAUUAUUCCACAAAAAAUCAUGAGAAAAAAGUAGAGACAGCUGUGCAAACGGAGAGCACAGAAAUCCCAGCUGAAAAAUUUUGUUCAACAGAGCGACUCAAUGCCCAAGAAGAAGUUAAAAAAUCUCCUUUAAAAAAUCAGGAAGAACAAGUGGAAACAAUGGUUGGUGCUAAUCUAUCGAGAGAUGAAAUUCUCAAGCUCCUGGAUCAGGCGCAGAUAAAUGUACCUUUAGAGAGCCACAAUGCUGCCAAAAUGCGUCAAUUCGAGACAUUCAGUCCUGUGCACAGACAAAGGCAAGUAGUCGCACUAGAGACACUUUUAUUCGGCGACAGUGGUUACUCUUGAUCCCAAAUGUACGUCCCGCUAGUUUAAUUGAAUUUGUAUUACUAUAUAAUAAUGUUCUCAUUCUCAUAAUUCGAAGCUAUUUCUACA